This is a messenger RNA of Miniopterus natalensis, 1941 nucleotides long. It is a transcript of the gene ZP1, whose product is annotated as zona pellucida glycoprotein 1. Gene Ontology annotation, biological process: prevention of polyspermy; binding of sperm to zona pellucida. Gene Ontology annotation, cellular component: egg coat. The record is from RefSeq and is a predicted model, not a curated record. Gene Ontology annotation, molecular function: structural constituent of egg coat; acrosin binding. Lineage: Eukaryota; Metazoa; Chordata; Mammalia; Chiroptera; Miniopteridae.
AUGCUCUCCUCGUGGUCCCGAGCCCUCAGCUCCUUACAGCUGGGAGGGGCUACUGUGGGCUCCGUCGUGUUUCAGGUGUCAGGAGCCUUGGUCAUGGCCUGGGGUUACUGCGUGGCCCUGUUGCUGCUGGCCACUCUGGGGCUGGGUCAGCAGCCACACUCCAAGCCCGGUGUCCCAGGCCUGUGGCAUAGCUAUGACUGUGGGGUCAAGGGCAUGCAGCUGCUGGUGUUCCCCUGGGAAGGCCGGACUAUUCAGUUCAAGGUGAUGGAUGAAUUUGGGAACCAGUUUGAGGUGAACAAUUGCUCCAUCUGCUACCACUGGGUUACAGCCAAGCCCCAGGGGCCCACAGUCUUCUCUGCUGAUUACAAAGGCUGCCACGUGCUGGAGAAGGACGGGCGCUCCCACCUGAGAGUGUUCAUAGAAGCUGUGCUGCCCAAUGGUCAUGUUGAUGUAGCACAAAAUGUUACUCUGGUCUGUCCCAAGCCUGACCAUACCUGGACGACUCCAGACAGCCAGCUGGUGCCAUCCACCACAUUCUCACACUCGACCCUGAGUAUCGGUUCCCUCCGCCCCACCACACAGCACAGCUUGGCCCAUUCAGCCCCUGCCUCACCAUCCUUUGGAUCUGGCCCCACCCCCCCCACCUGGGCUGGCCCCCAUGGGGGCACCUUGGAAAACUGGGAAGUUGACAAGCCAGAUUACAUAGGCACCCAUCUGACCCCGGAGCAGUGUCAGGGGCACUCUGGGCACAUCCCCUGCAUAGUGAGAAGUUCAAAGGAAGCCUGUCAACAGGCUGGCUGCUGCUAUGACACCACCAGAGAUGUUCCCUGUUACUAUGGCAACACAGUGACUGUCCAGUGCUUCAGAAAUGGCCACUUGGUCCUGGUGGUAUCCCAAGAAACAGCCUUGGCACACAGGAUCAACCUGGCCAACAUCCACCUGGCCUAUGCCCCUACCAGCUGCUCCCCGACCCAGGAGACGGGGUCCUUUGUGGUCUUCCACUUCCCUCUCACCCACUGUGGCACCACAGUCCAGGUGGUUGGCAAUCAGCUCAUCUAUGAGAACCAGCUAGCGUCUGACAUCGACGUCCAAAAGGGACCCCAGGGCUCCAUCACACGGGACGGCAGCUUCCGGCUUCACGUUCGCUGCAUCUUCAAUGCCAGUGACUUCCUGCCCCACCGGGCAUCUGUCUUCCCACCCCUUUCACCAGCCUCUGUGACCCAGCCUGGCCCCCUGCGGCUUGAGCUUCGGAUCGCCAAGGAUGAGACUUUCCGCUCCUACUAUGAGGAAAGGGACUACCCCAUCGUGAAGCUGCUCCUGGAGCCCGUCCCCGUGGAGGUCCGGCUCCUGGAAAGGACAGACCCCCGCCUGGUCCUGGUGCUGCACCAGUGCUGGGCCACCCCCAGCGCCAACCCCUUCCAGCAGCCCCAGUGGCCCAUCCUGUCAGAUGGGUGUCCUUUUGAGGGCGACAGAUACAGGACCCGAAUGGUAGCCUUGGACAGGGCUGAGCUGCCUUUCCCGACUCAUUACCAGCGCUUCACCGUGGCCACCUUCACGUUCCUGGACUCUGGCUCCCAGAAGGCCCUCAAGGGACCGGUCUACAUCUUCUGCAGUGCCUCUGUCUGCUCCCCCUCAGGGCUGGAGACCUGCUCCACUACCUGUGGCUCCAGGACUGCAAGACAGCGGCGAUCCUCGAGUGGCCACAGUGACAUCGCCGAGCCGCAGAACCUCGUGAGCUCCCCAGGGCCUGUGGGUUUUGUGGAUUCGUACAGGACGGAAACCACGCUGGGGCCCUCAGGCUCCACCGGGAACUCUGACCCGAGGCUUCCCUUCUGGGUGGUCCUUUUGCUGGUGGCUGUUGCCAUGGUCCUAGGGAUCGGUGUUUCCGUGGGCCUGAGUCAGGCCCAGGCCAGGAGGCUCCGGGAAGGCAACAGAGGGUGA